Dermacentor andersoni is the source of this 1384-nucleotide messenger RNA. Its product is annotated as facilitated trehalose transporter Tret1-like. Gene Ontology annotation, cellular component: membrane. The record is from RefSeq and is a predicted model, not a curated record. NCBI's taxonomy places the organism in Eukaryota, Metazoa, Arthropoda, Arachnida, Ixodida, Ixodidae. Gene Ontology annotation, biological process: transmembrane transport; carbohydrate transport. Gene Ontology annotation, molecular function: carbohydrate:proton symporter activity.
AUCUACGCGAAAACGCCAACGCCCCUCAUGCACUACAUGCUGGCCGUGCUGGUGAUGUUGGUGCAGCAGUUCUCCGGCAUCAACGCAAUCCUGCUCUUUGCCUGCGGCCCCCUUCACGCUGGCAUUGGAUACGCCUCGCACGACACGUUCAUCGUGCUGUCGUCCUUGCAGUUCGUGACGACCGCAGUAGCUGCUCAUCUGCUCGACGUCGUGGGCCGAGUGAAACCCCUGGUGGUGUCCGUGGUCGUGAGCACCGGGAGCGUGAUGGCCUUGGGCGGCGUUUACUUCGGCGUCUCGCAUGAUGAACGGGCGCUUGACACCCACCUCGCCGCUCGCAUCACCGUAGUCUGCAAGGUCAUCUUCACCAUCGGUUUCUCUCUCGGUCUCGGUCCGGCGUCCUGGGCUCUCGCCGUCGAACUGGCACCACUACGCAACAGCGGGUUCGAGUUCGGAAGCGUGUGCGCUUUCCAUUGGGCCUCGGCGCUUGCCAUCCUGAGCAUGUUCAGCAUCGUGGGCACCACGACCGCGUCGCUGGCGCUGCUGGUCUUCUUGUCCGGCGCCGUCACGUUCGCGGGCGGCAUGACCGCCUUCAAGCUGCUGCCAGACACGCGAUGCGUCAGCCUCGAGGUAAUCCUGCUGCGAGGCCAGGCGGACGUGACCACCCGCAGGGCGUCCAACAUUAUGCACGCGCUCCACCACCCCACCGCCCUGCAGCAGAUGACCAGGUCAGAGCACGAAGACCCCAAGGCACUGCGAGGCGAACACAAAGGGCACCAGCAGAAAGACGAGCGCCGAUCGUCCGCUACGAGCAUCACCAAGCCAAAGGACAAAGCUCGCGCUAAGCCUCCGGCCAAGCCACAAGCAAGGGCAGAGCCUAGAGCUAAGCCCGAGGCCAGUGCUAAAUGUGACGCUGUGGAAGCGGUUGUGUCGGGCGAAGCUAAGGGCAAGUCCGGCAUGCUGAGCGCAGAAACGCCCGCCGUUUCGCCCGACGAAGCUGCUGCUCAGGAGAAGGAGGAAAUGUCAGGUGCCGACGAGGAAGAGCAACCGUAGGCGCCUCUCGCUCGCGCAGCGUGGCGCCGGACACUCGGGGUGUCAGGCUCGGUUGGCCAGUGGCGCGAUACAAUUGCUCUAAGGAGCGCUGGACGGUGGACCGAGUGAGAUGCGGCGCAUAUUGGGGCGCAAUAUUGCUUAAUGCCGUCUACUCCGGUGCAACAUUUCAUUCGACCACUUUGAAUGACUCUGUUUUGUUAGUUUUCAAUUUUUAUUGAACUUUAUUUCAUGGCGUAACGCCAAAUCUUAAGCGUCACGAAUGCACGGCGUUACUGUUUGUGUUCGCGCUUCUCUUUAGUGAAUGUUGAUUUAGGAAUAUAUAUUGUGUUUAGGU